Acanthosepion pharaonis is the source of this 801-nucleotide messenger RNA. NCBI's taxonomy places the organism in Eukaryota, Metazoa, Mollusca, Cephalopoda, Sepiida, Sepiidae. The record is from the annotation of a GenBank genome assembly.
AUGAGCCAUAGUCUUCUCCAGGCGAAUCUUUUUCAUCUUUCUUUUCUAUCAUUUUCUCUCUCAUUUUAUCAAUCUCUCACUUUCUGUUCUUCCUUCUCUCUAUCAGUUUCUCUUCAUCUCUAUAAUAUCAGUAAUUUUCUCUCUCAUUUUAUCAAUCUCUCACUUUCUGUUCUUCCUUCUCUCUAUCAGUUUCUCUUCAUCUCUAUAAUAUCAGUAAUUUUCUCUCUCUUCUGUUUCUUCGUUUUUUAUCUCUUUCAUUCUCUCUCUACCUUUCCUUUCUUCUUCUUAUUUUCUUUCUUAAUCAUUCUAUCUUUCUUUUUCUCUCCAUUUCUCUUUCUUUUCUAUCAUUUUCUUUCUUUCGUUGGCUCAUUCACAUUUCUCUUCUUAUCAUUCUUCCUCUAUGUGUGUCUCUCUUUUUUUCUCUUCUCUUUCUUUGUGUUUUUCUAUUCGUUUCUUUCCAAUUCUUCAUUCAUUUCUUUCCUCUUUUCUUUUUCUUUCUUUCCUUCUUUUCUCUUCCUAUUAACCUUUUUCUUUUCUUUCCUCUUCCCUUUCUUUCAUCUUCUUUUUCUUUCUCUUCCUCUUUCACUCCUUUUCCUUCAUUUAUUUUCUUUCCUUUUCCUUUCUCUCCCCUUUUCUCUUUCUCUCUGUAUCACCCUUUUGUUUUUUUUUUCUUCUUCCUUCACCUCUGACAGUAUAACCUAUCAUCCUCACUUUCUCUUUCAGAGUUUAAUUUCUACUUCUCACUCUCUUUCACGUGCUCUUCUCGCCACACCUCUUCUUUUUACAACCUUUCAGCUCUAG